UGACUCUGAAGAUGACUACCGCUAAGGUUGUCGAAACGUCAGUCAACAACAACAAAAACAGUCCUUCUCAGGACUUUAUUAACCUGGGCGAUCAUCAUUUACAAACAUAGUAAAAUCUAUAGUGGGAAUAUCUGUAAUCUGAUUGGUUGAGAGUAGCUGAACACACUCAAACGUUUAACAACAUCAAGUCGGGCUCAUUUUCAAAAGCGUGACUUGAAUUUUGAGCUUUCGAAAUAUACGUUCGGAAAUCGUGAUUACUUACAUUACAAUGGCUUCGGCUAAUGAAAUCGAUAUAAUAAGUGAACUACAAAGAAACCAUUUUCUGUUCGACAAUCAGGCGAGCAAAAUAUACUCGUAAAGCAGCGGCCAAUUCCAAAUUUACAAGCGACUACAGGCAAUAGAAGCUUUCAGGAAAGUUGGUACUCGAAGAAAGAUUGGCUUUGUGGUAGCUCAGAAAAGAAUGCAUUGUUAUGUUGGCCUUGUCUUUUAUUUUGCCCUGGAUCGUCAUCUUCAUGGACGCAGACAGGAUUCAAAAACAUGAAGAAUUUCCUAUCCGUUUGUAAGAAGCAUGAGAAGGCUAAAUCGCACAUGGGUGCUUACAAGACCUGGAAGACCUACGGUUUUCAGCCUCGUGUCGACUGUCUCAUGUCACAAACUAGACGUGAAGCGAUUCAGCCUCAUAACGAGGAGGUAAGGCAAAACAGGGAAAUGUUGAAAACCAUAACAGAAGCUGUUUUAUACUUGUCUAGGCAAAAGCUUGCAUUUAGGGGGCAUGAUGAAUCUAGUGGCAGCAUGAAUAGAGGAAAUUAUAGAGAGCUACUUGAAAGUUUUGCCAAGAUAGAUUCUCUGCUUGCUGAAACCCACCUUGCUGGGGGAGGGCGGUUUACUGGAGUCUCUCCUGAUAUUCAGAAUGAUUUGAUUGAUUGUCUUGAUAAGAUAAUAGAGGAUGAGAUUUUUAAGGAAGUAUAUUGCUGCACUUUCUUAAGUAUACAGGUUGAUGAGGCAACUGAUGUUUCUACCAAAGAGCAAUUGAGUGUAAUUGUUCAAAUGGACAAAGGGGAAAGUGUCAUUGAAAGACAGCUUUGGUUUGUUGAUGUUAGUUGUGAUAGGACUGCAACUGCUAUAUCAUCAGUGGUUAAGGGUUUGAGAGAUUCAAGGCCUUUGUUGCUUCUCUGAGAAAUGAUACAGAAUAUUGUCAGCAGUGUGCGAAUUAACGGUGUGCAAUGUGCAAUUUGCACAUCGUUUUAGCUAAAAUGAAACAAUUGCACAUCACUUUUUCAAA
Messenger RNA from Xenia sp. Carnegie-2017, 1282 nucleotides. RefSeq names its product zinc finger MYM-type protein 1-like. The transcript has 2 exons. The record is from RefSeq and is a predicted model, not a curated record. Bases 538 to 1176 code for a protein of 212 amino acids. Lineage: Eukaryota; Metazoa; Cnidaria; Anthozoa; Malacalcyonacea; Xeniidae.